This is a messenger RNA of Aspergillus candidus, 1746 nucleotides long. Its product is annotated as putative conserved membrane protein. Gene Ontology annotation, molecular function: protein binding; iron-sulfur cluster binding. Lineage: Eukaryota; Fungi; Ascomycota; Eurotiomycetes; Eurotiales; Aspergillaceae. Bases 1 to 1746 code for a protein of 581 amino acids. The record is from RefSeq and is a predicted model, not a curated record. Gene Ontology annotation, biological process: iron-sulfur cluster assembly; protein processing. The transcript is spliced from 2 exons. Gene Ontology annotation, cellular component: Dsc E3 ubiquitin ligase complex; endoplasmic reticulum.
AUGUCGCUCUGCAGAGCUACGAUGCGACCCCCGGUGACAUCAUCCGCCACCAUGCUCGGUUUUGCGAGAAAGACUUCAACCGGCACACCAACACGCUCCCUUCGACUAUUCUCGUCAUACGGCAACUCGUAUCGGUCGUCGAAGCGGGACAUGCAGACCGCAACCGCCUACCGUCCCCAUUCGUUGCCGUCGUCCUUCCCUCCGCCUCGUGCCAACGGAGGUUCCGGUACUAUCUCGGCCGAUUUCCCCCCUACCCGAGAGACGACAUUCCAACAGAAGCCGGAACAACGCAGCGAUCCUUCGACUGUCAAAUCCAGCGAGAGUGAACCGCAGAAACAGACAUCCGCAGAGCCCGCCACCACAGCCCCGAAGGCGACGGGAAAGCCUCGAAGGAAGUUGCGCCCUCGCAAGGCCGCCAUGAAAGUCACGCCAUUAGCCAUCGAACAGCUUCGCAAAUUGGUAUCGCAGCCGGAUCCGAAGUUCAUUCGAGUGGGGGUGAAGAACCGUGGCUGUUCCGGCCUCGCCUACCAUCUCGAAUACGUGGAAAAGCCGGGCGCGUUCGAUGAGGUUGUCGAACAAGAUGGCGUCAAGGUCCUGAUUGACAGCAAGGCGCUGUUUAGCAUCAUCGGCAGUGAGAUGGACUGGCAGGAGGAUAAGCUGAGCCGCCGAUUUGUUUUCCGAAACCCCAACAUCAAUUCUUUCGUACGACUCGACCAAAAACCACACGCCCCUCCCGCAGAAAUCCCCCAUGAGCCAAAAAUGACCUCCCCACACAUCCAAACCCCCGAUCCCUCCCCCAAGGACAACGAUCCAACACCAACAACAGACGCCCUCUUCCUCGUCAUCCGCUUCUCCGCCUCCCUCCCAGACCUCCCGCUAGAAGUCUACUCCCCCGAAACAACCACCGCCGCAGGCCUAAAGCAGCUGAUCCGCACCCGCCUCCCACCAGAUCUAUCCGCGCAUCGCCUCCGUCUUAUCUACGCCGGCCGCGGCCUCGAAGAUACAAGACCGCUUUCUGUUACGCUACGGCUACCACCACCGCCCUUGUCCUUGCGCGCGCGCCUCUCGCUCGAUGAUGAUAGCAAUGGAUAUCCUGAAGAUAAGGGCAAGGGGAAGCAGCCUGUGCGCGAACCGCCCCGUCUCUAUGUACACUGCUCGAUUGGGGAUAUAGUUCUCUCCGCUGUGGACUUGGCUGCUGAAGCGGCUGUGGCGUCUACGUUGCAACAGCAGAAGCAGGCGCAGUCGCAGUCGCAAUCGCAAUCGCAACCAGGGGGUGAUAAUGAGGCCGCUGAUGAUCAGCAACGAUCUACGACGACGCCCGCCCCGCGCGGAUUCGACCGCUUGCUAUCAGCGGGGUUCACGCCCGCGGACGUGUCAAUGCUAAGAGCGCAAUUUUUGGCAAUCCAGUCCGUGUCGCGCACGCCGGACACGAUGCCGAGCGGGGCGGAGCUGCGCGAGCUGGAAGAUCGAUGGAUGGACGAGGGGUCGUCGCCUAUGGCGAAUGCGACUGGGACGGGCGGCGACGGGGGCGUAGCCUUUGCGGAUGACGACGGCGGGUUCGGGUCUGGUUCGCAUGGGGCGAUAGAUGAUAUGCUGUGGGGUGCGGUCAUGGGGUUCUUUUGGCCCGUGGGCUGUGCGAUGUGGUUGAGAAGGGAGGAGGGCAUUUGGAGUUGGAGGAAGGGGUUGGCUGUUUUUGUGGGCAUCGUGGUGAAUAUGGCUUUCGGGGCGAUGCGGGUGAUGGGGUGA